Messenger RNA from Perca fluviatilis (European perch), 2334 nucleotides. Its product is annotated as interferon-inducible GTPase 5-like. The record is from RefSeq and is a predicted model, not a curated record. NCBI's taxonomy places the organism in Eukaryota, Metazoa, Chordata, Actinopteri, Perciformes, Percidae. Gene Ontology annotation, molecular function: GTP binding. Gene Ontology annotation, cellular component: membrane. The coding region runs from base 138 to 1478 and encodes 446 amino acids. The transcript is spliced from 4 exons.
UCUUUGACAAACAGACUGUGUUUUUUGUGAACAAACACUCGCUACUGAUAACGCUGACGAGGACACGUGGCAGACACAGAUUGGUCUCGUUCACCCACAGCGAGAAGUUUUCAUUGGCCACUUCCUUGACUAAGUUGAUGAACUCUGAACAACUGAACAACACUAUACAGAAGUUAAACUUUCCUGCUGAGUCACAACGUUCAUCAAAUACCUCAGACGCUUUGGUACACGGCACCUUUCCAGCAAGCAAGGGCACCUUCAGCUGCAGGGGGCGAAGUGCUAUGGAUAUUCCACAUGAUGAUGAACAAAUUGCAGAAAUUAAAAAAGAACUGCAAACCAACGGAUCCUCUUCAGCCACUGCAAAGAUCCAGACUUAUUUGGACAAACUGGAUAAUGUUCAGCUAAAUAUUGCGAUCACAGGAGAGUGUGGUUCUGGUAAAUCCACCUUUGUUAAUGCUUUUAGAGGCAUAGACAACAGCGAUAAGGAAAGAGCUGCCCCUACUGGUGUUAAAGAAACCACCAUAAAAGUUACACCAUACCCCCAUCCAAAUUAUCCCAAUGUUACACUUUGGGAUCUUCCUGGUAUCGGCACCACCAAGUUUCCAGCUGACAAGUACCUGAAGCUUGUUGAAUUCAAAAGGUAUGACUUCUUCAUCAUCAUCUCAGCUGAUCGCUUCAGAGAAAAUGAUGUGAAGCUCGCUAAGGAGAUUCAGAAGAUGAAGAAGAAGUUAUACUUUGUUCGCUCAAAGAUUGACCACAACAUACGUGAUGAGGAAGAAACUCGGGGGUCAGAGUUCAACAAAGAAGAGACCCUUAAAGAAAUAAGGGAGGACUGCAUUCAAGGUCUUAAAGGACGUGUUGAGUCUCCAAAAGUCUUCCUGGUGUCCAGCCGUAAACUCCACCUGUAUGAUUUCCCUCUGUUACAGAAAACUUUUCAGGAAGAACUUCCUGCACACAAGAGGGAUGCUCUGCUGUUGGCCUUGCCCAAUGUCAGUCUUGAAAUAAUCAUAAAGAAAAAAGAAACUUUACAGGCAAGAAUAAAGUACCUUGCUGCUGUGUCUGCACUCGGAGCAGCUGUACCAGUUCCUGGGCUUUCUUUUGCUGCUGAUAUCAUCAUGAUGGUUUUUACCAUUAGACAGUACCAAGUUACCUUUGGUCUUGAUAGCGAGUCACUGCAGCGUCUUGCUCAGACUGUACGUGUGCCUUUGGAUGAGCUUAAAGCAGUGAUGACAUCACCACUGGCUGGAAAUGAAAUAAGCAAAGAUCUUAUCAUUAAGAUACUGAGCUCUUCUGUGGCUUUCCUUUCAUUGACAACAGCAGAGGAAGGGUCUAGAUUUCUUCCAAUUUUUGGAAUCCCAGCAGCAAUGGGCCUCUCUUUUCUCACCACAUACAAAUCUCUCAAAAUGUUCCUCGACAUGCUUGCUGAGGAUGCACAGAAGGUACUUAAAAAGGCCCUGGGUUUGAACACCCCAUUGUGAUAUCAUAGAUAGAUUGAUCUUUAUUGUCAUUGUGCUCAAAGUGACUUUACCAGCUCUUCAGUAGAUUUAGUAAUAGUGACAAGGUUUUUGGUGGUGAGGUAGCAGCAUAAGGGGUUGUUAGUGCAAAAAAGUUGUGCAAUGUUUCAGUCUUUGGCGUUAUGGGGAAGACAGUCGCCUUAUGGGAUCAUUAGGUGAUCAUUUCAAACUUGGUCUGCAAAGCAAAGCCAAGACUUUGAGCAAAUGAUGAUGCUAACGGUCUAAAUACUGAAUGUUAAUCUGAAUGAAAUGAAAGGUUUUGAAAAAUCUAAUAAAAUGUUCAUUGACAUUAGCCACAAUUUGUGAUUUUGUCGUAACAUGAAAUUAUUUGAAACUAAUGUGCUUGCACUUGUAAUAAGAAAAGUAUUUAUAUAGCUGAUGUACUGCAAUAGUUUUUCAAGUAAAUGUAAUUAUAUAGCCUACAUUACAUUUAACCUGUUCUUUGUAUUGUAUUUUCUGUAUUUAGUAUUGUUUUAUUUUAGUUUAGUUUACUUUUGUUCUCUUUAUGUACUGAAGCUUUCUUGAGUUUUAUUAUUUUGUUUUAUCAUUAAGUAAGGUUGUAAUGUUCUUUGGAUGGGAAUUAAUAUCGUUUUGUUAUGUUUUGUCAGUAUGAUGCUGAACUAUUCAAACAUUGUAUAAUAUUUGUAAAAGUUUGCAAAUUAAAAAAAAUUAUGUAAUUAUUUUUUUACUUGCACUUGAUUGUUGCUGUUAGGAUUUUGUAACUUCAUGGUUGAAUGAAUGGAUAAAAGCAUCAGCUAAAUGUCAUGUGAUGAAUGUAAUGAAGGCUUUUGAGUAAUCAAAUAAAAUGUUCAUGAAAUGA